Molecule: messenger RNA, 2720 nt
Organism: Oncorhynchus mykiss (rainbow trout)
Lineage: Eukaryota; Metazoa; Chordata; Actinopteri; Salmoniformes; Salmonidae
Product: rhomboid-related protein 3
Cellular component (GO): membrane
Molecular function (GO): calcium ion binding; serine-type endopeptidase activity
Source: RefSeq, a predicted model, not a curated record
CUAUUUCAUUUUCAGGUGAGUCACAUUGGAAUGAACAAUCACUGCUGUCAACUUGGAUAGUUGCCUGCCUGUCCGUCCCAAGGAGAAUUCAGUACUUCCGGAGUGAAAAAUGCCGUGUCUGUCCACAGAGAGCUGGACUGACUUGCAGGUGGGCUGUCGUAUGAAAUAGGAGAAGGACUUGGUGGCCACACACAUCCAAUUCAGUUGUUACACACACACUGUCGAUCGGAGUGGCGAGACGCAGAUGUGCACUCUACGGACACCCAACUCGGCACUCAACUUUUUCUCUGUGCGUGGAUCUAUUGAACAUAUCUUUUCUCUUCAAUGAGCUUGUGAACAAACGGAGGAUAGAUGUUAUUUCGUGGGCUAAUAUAUUUUUCCAAAUAGCCUCAGAGGACCAGGGUUGGAAUAAGUAUACCCAAUUGUGUUUGAGACACCUGCGUUGAUUAGCCUCGCUUGGGAUUUCUCUAAUAUGGAUUAUGUGCGUAAUGUGGCUCAAAUAGCAGAGAAUGGAUAUUGUUUGUCGGUAAGGAUUUUAAUCGCCCAGUAGAGGAUUGAGAGGGGGGCAGCCUGACGAUGCCGGACGCGUCUCGGGACGUGCCGGUGCAUUCCUCUCCAGCAGUGGCAGCGAACGCGGAGGGAGACGAGAUAGAAGUGCUGGAGAGUAUCGAUGUCCUUCCCGUGGCCACAGAGGACCAAUGGAAAUCUCUGUUCGACAAGUUCGACUCAGAGAGUUCAGGCUUCAUCAGUACAGAGCGGUUCAGAGACCUGCUGGCGGCCCACGGCUCGGAGCUGGACCCUCACAAGCUGGAGGUUCUAUUGGCCCUCGCCGACGGCAACGCGGACGGAAAGAUCUGCUACCAGGACUUUGUCAACCUGAUGUCCAACAAGCGCAGCAACAGCUUCCGGCGGGCCAUCCUCCAGGGGGGUCGUCAGUUGAAGGGGGCUGGGGCCCUGGGGGAGGAGGUGGGUCUGGGUCUGUCCCAGAGGCUAGUGAGGCACAUCGCCUAUGAGACCCUGCCCCGGGAGAUCGACAGGAAGUGGUACUUCGACAGCUACACCUGCUGCCCACCACCCUGGCUCAUCCUGGCGAUCACCAUCGCUGAGGUGGCAGUGUUCAUGUACUAUGGCCUGCAGUUGGACCGCUGGGUGCUGCAGGUGUCCAGUCCCCACUUCCUAAGGGGCCCACUGCCCUACCACCCCCAGCUACGGAUUCAGGCCUGGAGAUACCUCAGCUAUGCCUUCAUGCACGCAGGGAUAGAACACCUGGGUCUGAACAUGGCCAUGCAGCUGCUGGUGGGAGUCCCUCUUGAGAUGGUCCAUGGAGCGCUGAGGAUAGGACUGGUCUACGUGUGUGGCGUACUGGCAGGCUCCCUGGCCGUGUCUGUCACUGAUAUGACUGCUCCGGUGGUGGGGUCGUCUGGAGGAGUCUACGCCCUGGUCUCAGCACACCUGGCCAACGUCGUCAUGAACUGGUCGGGUAUGAAAUGUCAGUUUAAGCUGUUCCGGAUGGCCAUGGCUCUGGUCUGCAUGAGUGUGGAGUUCGGCCGUGCCGUGUGGCUGAGGUUCUACCCGCCGGCCUUCCCGCCCUGCCCCAACCCAAGCUUUGUGGCCCACCUGGGGGGUGUGAUGGUGGGGCUCACCCUGGGGGUUGUAGUCCUCCAGAACUACGAGCAGCGUCUCCAAGAGCAGUCUCUAUUCUGGAUCUUCUUCUCAGUCUACUUCCUCUUUGUCCUCUGUGCUGUCUUCUGGAACGUCUUCGCCUACAGCCUGCUGGACGUCCGGCUCCCCCCCACGCCGUGACCUCCCCCCCACGCCGUGACCUCCCCCAGCCUGUGAGGGCAAACUGAGAGGGCCAACUACGUACCUCAGAUCCAAUGGAACAUAACUAUCUAGGUCCAAGACUUCAGAAUUUGUAUCUUCAUUUUAGAGUACCGUAUGGAACAGACUAUGGCAGCAUCUCUUUUUAAACCCAAUGGUGCCUAUAGCUGUAAGAAAGAGGUUAAUAUGACAGCUAGCUUCAUUGAAGGACAAUUUCAUAGGGUUGGAGAUUGUUAUGAUACACAUGUCUUCGAUCUGUCAUACUAUAGUACUGUUAUCUGUAAGUCUGGACUGAAGCUAUGAAAUGUUCCACUGUUGACAUGUUACACUGUACUGAGUACAUCUGACGUGAUAUGGUUUUGUUCCAACUUCCUGAUCUUUCUUUGGUUACCUGACUGUUUAUACAUUCAGCGAUGCUACAUCGUUGCCUUUCACCAUAUGUCUGGCAAGACAAAUGGCUAAAGCAGGAAGAGAUCGGUACUCAAGCUAGAUAUUUGCAGGGAGAAUUGGCUUACGUUUUCGUUGUUGCCUUUGGUGUGUGUGCCGUUUGCAGGAGUGGACAGUAUUGGAGGAGUGCACAGUAUCAUCCGGGUUACACUGACUUACAUUAUUUUGUCAUGUGCAAAUGGAAGUUGAAACAAAGAUAUAUGUGAUGUUCAAACCCUCUGUGUUCCUGACUGUUGCCAAAACCGUCCCUUAACCAAUAGCAUACAAACGACAGUGCACUACAGAGAACAUGUACUGUUUUAUUAAUAGGGGAAUAUGUUGCCUUCUGCCACGAGUACUGGUUGAGUUGAACAUCAGCAUUCUCCCUCUAGCACAGACUUAUUGAUAGGUAUUCAAUAUUUAACUCCGUUACAGACUGUGGAAAUGGUGCUACAUGUGAAUAGGUCCCUCCC